Messenger RNA from Pedinophyceae sp. YPF-701, 720 nucleotides. The record is from the annotation of a GenBank genome assembly. Lineage: Eukaryota; Viridiplantae; Chlorophyta; Pedinophyceae.
AUGCUGCUCUUGAGGAGCGCCGUGACGUCCAUUUUGCUCCUGCAGUCGCGUUCCCCAGCAGCUCUCGGUAGAUCCACCGGCCGUUCCACAUCAGCACGGGCCGCGGGAGGAGACGCCGCGGCGAUGCGCUACUCUCUGGCGCCGGGCUGCUCCUUCGUCGUCGCGCAGGGCGACAUCACCAAGCUGGACACGGGCGCCCCCACGGCCAUCGUCAACGCGGCCAACGAGCGCUGCCUGGGAGGCGGCGGCGUGGACGGAGCGAUCCACCGCGCUGCGGGCCCGGACCUCAAACGCGCGUGCGAGCAGCUCCCGCAGGUGCGGCCGAACGUGCGCUGUCCCACGGGCGAGGCAGUCGUCACCGACGCCUUCAACAUGGCGCCGCGGAUCAGCAAAGUCAUCCACACAGUGGGGCCGGUGUACAGCGGCGCGGCCGCCAGCGCGCCCCUGCUGGCCUCGUCCUACCGCCGGUCGCUCCAGGCCGCCAACGCGCACAAGCUGUCCGUGGUGGCCUUCCCGGCCAUCUCCUGCGGCGUGUACGGGUACCCGCUGGACGAGGCCGCGGACGUGUCCGUCGCGACCAUCAAGGCCACGAUCGAGGAGCUCGCGCGGUCGGAGCUGCACGUCGAGGAGGUGCGCAUGAUGAUGUUUGAUGCAUCCGCCGCCGGUGCCUGGAAGCAAGCGGCCGAAACGCACCUCGGGGCCCCGCACGAAGAGUUGUGA